Molecule: messenger RNA, 4064 nt
Organism: Pelagomonas calceolata
Lineage: Eukaryota; Pelagophyceae; Pelagomonadales; Pelagomonadaceae
Source: the annotation of a GenBank genome assembly
GCCGGGACUUGGGAAGCAGUCCGAGCCCCGGGCCGGCACGCCCCGAUUGCUGGACCUAAAAGUAUCUCAUACGCCGCGCCCGGGCCCCGAUUGCCUGGCCCCCCUUCAUUCCUAGGAGCAUCCUUAGGUCGAUACUGUUUGUUGAUUACCUACGGUACCGUAGGUACGGUACGGUACCGUAAGUACCGCAGGUACCUACGGUACCGCAGUCCGAAUAAUUACUGUAUAAUGGGAUAGUCGUUAGAAAGCUUUUAGAAGGAUGUCAUCGGGGGCCAUAGAUGAGUACAAAGACGAUUUCGAGGACUACGAAGAUGACGUUGAUGACGCUGUGGAAUUUCAGUCGAGAGCACCCAGGCUGGUUUCAACACUUGAGGAAAGCUUCACAGCUAUCCACGAAAACUCUGACCUGUUAAGUCGGACGGGAAAGGCCGAAGUAGCAAUUGCUAGAGAAGUAGCAAUGGACGACAGGAGGGCAAAGCAGACGGAAUCCAAGGCUUUGGCAGAUGUGAAACAGCCAAAGUACUUAACUGCAAAUCCGAGAAACCUCAUUGGUUGGUUUGACCCAGCCGUCCACCGCGCACGAGGGCUCCAGGGCCAUUUGGCCUUGGUGUCUGAGCGCUUUAUUGCAUUUGAUCAGCUCCCUCAAACAGAAUAUCAGCUCUACCGACCUCGACUCUGCAGCGCAAAAAAGCGUAUGAAGGAGUAAGUGUCUUUACAACCUGAGGCACCAAGUUAUUUAACCAUUCUUGCAGGCGUGCAGUAGGUACAGCAGACGAGUUAAUCAGCACAGGAAUGCAGGCUGAUACUAUUUGGACUAGAGACGCAGAAAUGCAGUUCGCAAAUGGGAUUGAUGACACUGACUUCGAAAAUCUCAUUGCAAAAAGCCUGCAAGGGAAGGUCUGCAAUCGCAAAGGUGGGCAGCUAGCGACAUGGUCCGGUGCUAAAACUAGUACCUAUGUAAAACACGAGCUGCUUUUGAGGUUUUUGCACCGAGUAUCUGCGACUUGUAUGGCAUUGAUUCGGCCACACACUGAAGAACCACAUGAUGCCACUGUUGAACACAAUGCGAUACGGAGCCAGCCUAGUAAUCCUCCACUUCAUGAAGCAGGUCCGUGGGCCAAAUUGUGCAAGUCCCCAAAGCCGGAACCGGUGCCUUGUCCCGAGAGGAUGUUGGUUUGCUUCACCAGCAGGAAAUGUAGGUCAGUAACUAAAUUGAUUUUUUCGCGUACCCACACUUCCAUAUUCAUCGCACUAUUACAAGAACCGCUCCGUCCAAAUUACUUUCAUCCGAGUAAAUCUGCUCCUCUCUUGGAUGACAAGAACAGUGUCCAAGCUACAAUUUGGGAUGUGAGGCACCCUGACACUCCUGUUGCACUUCUAUGUGAAGAGUCAGUCUUGACCUGUGCUUGCUUUGCGCCAAGCGGUACGCUGUGUGUAGUGGCAGGUAGUGCGACAGGUUUAAUAAUCCUAUGGGAUUUGUCUAUGGUUGUUACGUCAAGGCCCGGGCACCCAGAAGAACCUUUUAUGAUGGGAGGCGUGAUUUCAAAUCCGCAAGAGACUGUUCAUGAAUCCACCAUUCUCGAGCUAUGCCCUAUGCUGAGCUCAUGCACAUCACCAAUACAUGAUAAAUGCUUAACAUUCCAGCUGCUCAGUGUUGAUGAUUGUGGACUUCUUGCUAUUUGGCUUGUGGUCGAUUCACCACUAAAUAUUGAAGGUGUCGUUGCACACACGAUAGAUACAAUGAAUGCCACAGCCCCUGGGCGAGAUCCACGUCUUAUCUGUUUGCGUUCUUUUACGGUCUGGUCAUCAGUGCCAACAACCCUUGGAGGAUCUUUUGGGCAGUCCCCGGCCAGACAACGCACGGAGUCCCAUCUGAAAAUAUCUAAAGACAAUGAGUUCGGCCCUCUCUCACCUUGCAUAUCAGCCUUCGCUACUCUGCCGGCUAGGUCCGACGAGUAUCUUGUUAGUCUAAGCGAAACAGUUAUUGCCCCUCCCCCGUAUCGCACGGUUGUGUAGGUUGGUCUCAGUAACGGCCAUCUAGUCAAGUGCUCACUUCUGGGUAUGACAACAGAGCCUCGAAUACUAUUUCCUUCGACAACUUCAAUGAAGAAAGUUGCAAAAGCAUAUCAAGCAUCGCCACAGUCUACCUUACCUGACGGUUUCUCUGGCACACGUGCGGUCUGCCUCGACUUUUCUCCAUUUUUCAAAGAACUUUGCAUUGUUGGCCAGCUGGAUGGUGGCUGCCGAGUACACCACAUCAACCUUGCUACGCCACUUAUUACAUGGCCUUACUAUGUUUUCUCUAGAUGCACAGCACUGAAUGCAACAUGCGUCAGCGACCUUAAAUGGUCACCGAAUGUCCCAAAUAUUUUUUUUGUUCUACAUGCCAACGGUGAUCUACAUGCUUUCGAUCUCAAUAGAGAUGAUUCCGCGCCCGUAUACUCGUGUGCACUUUCUGCAGAAGUUGGCUUCUCAGAGAGCAGCCCCCCACUAACAAAAAUGGCCAUAUCCCGUGGGCUAUCAAACGCCACUGAAUUAGUUUUUAUUUCAUUCGGGGAAACAAUUUUCAAGCGUGCCAUGCCUACUGCCAGUGAAUUUAAGGAGAGAGACCUCGGAGAAUUUCUCGAUAGGUUGAUUACACUGGCUGGCUCGCGAUCUGAUUAGCGUUUGCAUUAUUGCGACAGGAUCCUAAUUGCGCGCAUGUGGGGCAGCUGUAUUCAGUAGCGCAGCUGUAUUCAACAUGAAGCAAACCGCCGUGUGUCCAAAGGCACGUAUCCUCGUCUCAUCUGGUCCUAGUGGCUUUAUCUUAGUAUAUACUCUCGCUCUAUUCCACUGCGUCGCACCCGCCCCCGCGGCCGCAUGUCCGAUCGGAUGAGACUACUUGUCCCACUGAUCCUACUUGGUCUUGCGCUAGUUCCGCGUCACUGGCAUGCUUAAAGCCAAGCGCGCCGCGUUGAGAGGUAGCCGUCUCGGCGGUCUGCCAGUGCGAGUUCCCCAAAGCUACUGCUCUGCGCGUGGCGCACUGCGCAUGACUAGCCUGCGAGGGUGCCGGUGCAAUUAAUAAGGGGGAGAGCCGACCCCACCUCAGUUGGGCGAACUAGAAUUUUUACUAGUAUACUAGUAUACUGUGUAUACUUAUUCGCUCGCGAUCGCCGACACACAAAAUAUGGCCCCCGCCAAGAAGUCAAAGAAGUCGGCGAACUUCCGCGUCUCAUUCUGUCCGGACCGAUGUAACAAUAAGCAAUUAGGUAGAGAAUUUGAACUCCAGGCUGCAGCUCGUAAUGAAGAGUGGCAAGGUCGCACUAGGCUAUAAAACAUCCCUCAAGACUCUCCGCUCGAAUAAGUCAAAACUUGUGCUUAUCGCUAACAACACGCCACCGCUCCGCAAGAGCGAGGUUGAAUAUUAUGCAAUGCUUUCAAAAUGCCAGGUGAUACAUUACAAUGGGUCGAAUGUUGACCUUGGAACUGCCUGUGGCAAAUACUUCCGUGUGUCUAUGCUAACCGUGAUCGAUGCCGGUGAUAGCGAUCUACCGCGCAGUUUCGCUAUAUUGUUGGUUUGAACUAAACUUGUGUGGUAGGCGAUAUCAUUCGAAACACUGCGGAUGCCUCGUGAACGAGCUAAACUUUCCGCCGGCGCAUGAUUAUCGCGGAGAGCAAAUUCCCAACUAGCAAAAUCCCAAAUGACUAGUCACCCAUUUUGCUGCUCAGCUCUCCAGGUCCAGGGUAGGAAUCGAGAUCUGAACCUUACUUCACAGCGGCCUGACCAGUGACACCGAAACCAAAGUCCUGCAAUCCAACUCUUCUCUUAAGUACAACGAAAAUUAAUUCCUUCGUACCCGACUAGAGAACCAGUCAUCCAAUGAUCUAGUGCGGGCCGAGUCGGACACGGGCACAAGGUGGUAAAAUAUGCCAGUGGUCCUGGCCCACCCGGUCCGAAACUAUGUCUUCGUGGUGUCCUUUGGUUCUUCUAAACGAAACAUUCCUACCCUUCAUUGAGCCUAUAUAGAUAUGGGACGAUAGGGAAUAGUUUUUCGUAAUCAUGAUUAGUACGGGUCACAUGUACA